Messenger RNA from Sitodiplosis mosellana (orange wheat blossom midge), 2210 nucleotides. RefSeq names its product probable asparagine synthetase [glutamine-hydrolyzing] (gene AsnS). The record is from RefSeq and is a predicted model, not a curated record. Gene Ontology annotation, cellular component: cytosol. NCBI's taxonomy places the organism in Eukaryota, Metazoa, Arthropoda, Insecta, Diptera, Cecidomyiidae. The coding region runs from base 246 to 1937 and encodes 563 amino acids. Gene Ontology annotation, molecular function: asparagine synthase (glutamine-hydrolyzing) activity. The transcript has a single exon.
AACAAUUUUAGUCGUUUUCACCAUUAGCAGUGAUAUAUAUAAACAGCGUUCGUUGACAGUUGACUACCAGAACUGAAUCAGUUUUACACGGAACGUUGUAGCGACCGGAUCGAAGAAAAAGUGUCUGCCGAUAAACGAUUAUUCGUUGAAGUUAUUUUCUUGAAAAUACGAUUUCAUUAAAGUUCAAUCAAGUUCAAGUGAAACACAAGUAAAAUCCCAAAAAGAAACCAACAACGACAUUAAAAAUGUGCGGAAUUUUAAUAGUUAUUUCACCAGUUGGUGAAAUAAAAAUUUCACCGAAAUUCGGCAAACGAAUUCGAUCGAUACGUGAAAUGGCGUACAAGCAAUCGAAAAAACAGAGACAUCGUGGCCCCGAUCAUACAGGUGUUGUUGCCAUCCCAGAAGACGAUGUGAUUUUUGUGCAAGAACGUUUGGCUGUAUUACUGCCCGAGACCGGUGAUCAACCGCUGAAAUCCCAAGAUGGAUCAAUUAUUUUGGCAGCCAACGGUGAAAUUUACAACUACUUGGAAUUGUCGGCUGAAAUUGCAAAGCAAAUGGGUAAAUACGAACCGCGAAGUGAUUGCGAUGUGAUUAUCGCCAUGUACGAGCAAUUUGGCAGUGAAUUAGUACAGCAUAUUACGGGAAUGUUUUCGUUUGCAUUGUACGAUAAGAAUGCCAAACGAUUGCUCGUUAGCCGUGAUCCAAUUGGCAUUAUACCGUUGUACAAGGGCGUCGAUGAUAUGGGCAAUUUAUGGUUUUCAAGCGAAAUGAAGUGUCUGGCAGACAUUUGUGAUACAGUCGAAGACUUUGAACCCGGCACGCUGUUAACGGUGGAAAAAGGCACAGUUACACAGACGAAAUAUUAUCAGCCGACAUGGAUUAGCGAAAUCCCGACAAGCAAAGCCGAUUUAACAUUGUUACAACAGAAAUUAGUCAGUGCUGUUCGUUCACAUUUGCAAUCGGAUGCACCGUUUGGGUCAUUGCUAUCAGGCGGCGUAGAUUCGAGUUUGAUCGCAUCGAUUGCAACGCAAAUUCUGCGUGAACGCGAUCCCAACUAUCGAUUGAAAACGUAUAGCGUUGGAUUGGAAAAUGCACCCGAUUUCAAAUACAGCCGAAUAGUUGCCGACUACAUAAACAGUGAUCAUCGUGAGAUUAUCUUUAAAAUUGAGGACGGCAUCGAUUGCAUUCGUGAAACAAUCUAUCACACUGAAAGUUAUGACAUAACAACCGUGCGAUGCAGCAUUCCAAUGAUUUUAAUGGCACGUUUCAUCAAAUCGGAAGGAUUAAAAAUGAUUUUGUCCGGUGAAGGGGCAGACGAAAUAUUCGGCGGAUAUUUGUAUUUCCAUCAAGCGCCAAACGCACAAGAAUUCCAUCAUGAAUUGGUCAACCGGGUGUUGUCACUGCAUAAAUUCGAUUGUUUGCGUGCAAACAAAGCGACAAUGUCGUACGGUUUGGAAUUGCGUGUGCCAUUUUUGGACACUGGAUUUUUGGAUCAUGCAAUGAACAUUCGGCCAGAGGAUAAAAUGGGUGGCGUUAAGAACCAAUUUGCCCAGGAGAACGGUCGUCGCGUUGCACGCAUUGAGAAACACAUUUUGCGUGCGGCAUUUGCCAACGAUUUUUUGCCCGAUCAAGUUUUGUGGCGACAAAAGGAACAAUUUUCCGAUGGUGUCGGAUAUUCAUGGAUUGAUUCGAUUCGUAGCUACGCUGAAAAUUCAGUCGAUGAUGCCGAAUUCGCACGUGCUCAAGAAAUCUAUCCAAUCAAUACACCAGCAACCAAAGAAGCAUUCUAUUAUCGAGCUUUGUUUGAAGAAAUUUUCCCCGGUAAAUCAUUCGCACAAACAGUCACGAAAUGGGUUCCAAGGUUGGAUUGGGGCUGCAGCCAAGAUCCAUCGGGCAGAGCUCAAACCGCGCAUACAGCUGCUUACAAAGAUAAAUAAACCAAAACAACAAUAUUUACAAUAAAUGUUUUGUAUCUGACUGUAAUAAUCAUUCAAAAUUAUUUCCCAAUUUCGAUUCGAAAUUCGUAAAGUUAUCAAUUAGGUAAAUUUAAAGAAGAGAAGACGAAAUUAAUUUUAUACGCAUAAACAAAUAUUUUAGAAAAAACAAACAAACAAAAAUCUUAGAUUUAAGACAAUUGAAUUUGUAAAACCCCGGUUUUUGGAAUGGUCAAAUUAAAGCAUUAUUUAUUAUUAUCUUUCGUGGCAAUGAAA